Contarinia nasturtii (swede midge) is the source of this 2155-nucleotide messenger RNA. RefSeq names its product zinc finger protein 346-like. The transcript is spliced from 7 exons. The record is from RefSeq and is a predicted model, not a curated record. Bases 104 to 1537 code for a protein of 477 amino acids. Gene Ontology annotation, molecular function: zinc ion binding; nucleic acid binding. NCBI's taxonomy places the organism in Eukaryota, Metazoa, Arthropoda, Insecta, Diptera, Cecidomyiidae.
UUCUAUCUUCUGUUUUGUAUGCGCUUUUGUCUCGUGUUGUUAGUGUUAUUUUAUGACAAAUUGAACAUGAAUUGAAUUGAACAAUUUAAUUGGCGAGAAAAAAAUGAAUAGCGAUGACAUUUUUACGGGUGAAUACUUUGCUUCGCUCAAAGGAUAUAAAAUUCCAUUGAAAACAACGGACAAAGAAGCCCAUUUUGCUCUCAAUAACCCACCGCCACCUGGUUGCGAAGACGAACCCCUUGACAAUGAGGCGGAAUCAUAUAUUUCACCAUUGGCUAUGGUCAAUCAGCCACGACCGCCACCAAUAUUACCAUUACCAACAUUACCAAUUUUUCAACCAGCACCUCAACUAACAUCACAACCUCAUCAGGCGCCGAAUUUAAAUGUUGAGCCAAUUCAACAAAUGUCAGUACCAAAACCAACUAAGCGCAGCUCACUUUUCAUGAUGCCAUCAGCGGAAGGAUUACCAGAAGAGCUCAUAAAAUUAUUCAAACCGUUGUGUUGUGAUUUAUGUUCAACAAAACUAAAUUCACCAUCGACCGCUCGACUCCAUUAUGAAUCAAAGAAUCACGAGAAAAAAAUAAAUCAUUGGCUAUUGGAGUGGUCAGAACGAACAGGCGAACCAGUUCCGAAGCGUCAUGCAUCAACGAAAGGUCCAACUGGACCGAAUGCGCUCCACUGCGAUGUCUGUGAUUUAGCUCUAACCUCAUUGCAACAUGCCAAACAACAUAAUAUGGGCAGAAAACAUAAAAAUGCUUUGGCUGGCAAAAAUAAGCCCGGUGGACCCGGAUACUACGAUGCGAACAAUAAAUGGAUUCGAACAUCGAAAAUUGAAGAAGAUCCAACGAAUCGAUUUUUUAUUGGUAAGGAUUUUCUAAAACCAAAACCAACACCGAAUACAGAGACUGUGGUUGUGCCAGAGUCCGUAUUAAAAUCACCUCCACCGCCGCCGCCUCCGGUAGAAUCAUUUCCCGAAAUGGACAACGAGCCGAUGACUGAUACAAAUGCUAGGGGCUCCAUAAAUUCUUUCGAUAUAAAUCCAGAUGAUUUAAAAGAACUAAUUACUCCUGCUGCUGGUGCGGCAUCUGCAAUCGCAUCUACAUUUAAAAUGGCUGUAACGACGCCGAUCUCGGUAGAUGAAAUAGCCCAUCUCAAAAAUCUGAAUACGUCAUCCGUUGAUGUGAGCAAAUAUUGUAAUUUGUGUGAUAUUUUUGUUACCUCCGAAAUGCAUAUGCAUUUGCAUUUGGCUGGUGCAAAGCAUGCAAAAAAAUUACGACAACUUGCACUUCCGCCAUAUUCAGAAGUGUCACAUACAUUAUCUCAAUGUAUUUUAGAUGGAUCAAAUCAGUCACCAUCAAUCAAUUCGAAUGCCGAUGAAAUGCUGGCGUCCGGCUCAUCGUCCGUUGAUUAUUCGGUAUUUCGGACCCCAUCGGGUCAAUACUAUUGCCAGUGUUGCGAUUUAAGUGUUUCAUCGGAAGUAUGUCUCAGUCAGCAUUUUUCCAGCAAACGUCACAUGAAAACCGUUAAACGAAAAUAAUCACAUUUCAAAUUUUGGUGCAUGCACCAAAAGCUAUUUGCUUCGUUCAAACAAUAAUAAAAUGCUUUUAUUUUGACUCCGAAUCGAAUUAUUUCUCUUGGUCGCACAACAUUAUUUCAAAUUCAGAGUAUCACGCUUCAAUCCAAAGCUACAUGUACCUCUUGCGGAAGUUUAAAAAAAUAAAUCAUCAGACAUCUCAAUUUAUUAUUAACAUUUCAUAUCGCGAUAUUGCAAUAUAGUAUUUUGUUGAUUCAAUUCUUUCAAGAAGGAACAACACCAAACAGUUGGCAUGGCUGAAAUGUGAAUUUUCAUGUGAAUGACAGAGAGACAACUAUAGAGACGUGGCAAGGUGUUUGACUAUGGUUUGGAUAUUAUGAAAUUGAAAAAUAAAUUGAUAUUGUAAAUUAAUUCAAUCAUCAAGUAUAUAAUAAAAUUUAAUUGAAAUGUCAAAGUCCCAUGCAUGAUCAAAUUAUUAUACGAAAAAGAAUGUUCGGCAAGAAUGAAACCAUCUGCUUUAAAUUUAAAAAAAAAUCUUUGUGCAAUCGGUCAUUUUAAAAGUGAACUUACAGAGAUUGACUGAUAAAGUCAGAAACCAACUGAAAAUUUCUAAUUAAUUUU